GGCUUUUGGGUACAAUUAUUCGAGCCUUUAUACAUAUAUAUUUCUGGUCAUCAUCAUCAUCUCUUUGCCGCCUAUCGCCGCCGAGAGCCGCUGCCAGAAAUCGCCUACCGCCACCAGCCGUCGCCCGAGCCCAGCCGAUCGAAACCGCCCACUACCGCAAGCAGCCACGUAUCGCCCAGGCCCUGCCAGCGACGCCCAGCAACGCCCCAUCGACGCCCGCGAGCUUCCAGCGUCCACCUGCCUGCUCGCCAUCCAUCCGCGCUACCAGUCGACGUCCGCCCGUGCUCCCAGCAACCGCGCGCGAUAUUCCUUGCGCGCCCAGAGAUGCGAACUGCACGCCCGCGUGCCCAUCCCCGACUCCUUCUCCGCCCCGUCAGCACCAGGCCCCUCUGUCCAUGGACCUCACUCAGCUUAUAGUCCAGUUUCAGAGGAUGAAUGCACCAACUUUCGCGGGGACUGAGAACCCCACAACGGUGCUGGAGUGGAUGAAAGAGCUGGAUAAGAUUUUUGCUGUACUCCCCCUCCCGGACCGUCAGCGGGUAUCUCUCGCAGCUUAUCAGAUGAAGGAGGAUGCUUCCGACUGGUGGAUUGACCACUGGGCUCGGAGGCCAGAGGCGGAGCUUCAUGCUCUCACUUGGGAGCAAAUGAAAGUGAUGGUGCGCAGCAAGUUCCUUCCCCAGAGCUUUUGGGAUAUGAUGGAGCAUGAGUUCUACCACUUGCAGCAGGGCAGCUCCACAGUGGAUGAGUAUAUCCGCACUUUAACCCGCAUGUGCCUUUUUGCGGGCGAUGCAGUGAACACCGAUGCCAAGAAGGCCCGCAAAUUUCUCAAGGGGCUCAAUCAGAGGAUCCCUGAACUG
This is a messenger RNA of Striga hermonthica, 857 nucleotides long. NCBI's taxonomy places the organism in Eukaryota, Viridiplantae, Streptophyta, Magnoliopsida, Lamiales, Orobanchaceae. The record is from the annotation of a GenBank genome assembly.